AUGGUGAUUGGAAUCGAUGACCAGGAGCAGCUCAGCCCGGCGCGAAUGAAGACGAACCUCGCGCUGGGCGCCCAGCGCGAGCGAGUCCUACAGCCACUCCAGAACCACUCACUUCGCCGCCCACGCUCCGAAAACCGUAUCCGCUCCAAUCCCUCCCCAACCCGCCACAAUGGCGGCGAUAAACGAAAACCAACCCCAACCACAACUACAAACACUCUCCUCCCUCCCUCGGAAGAACUCAAUCGCUUCAUGAAAAUCGUCGCCCGCCUCCGCUGGAAACUUCCCUUUCUAGCAGAAGGCUACCGUCUCGCAACCCUUGACACAGACACCAACAUGACCUCAGAAUCCCAAUCCGAAAUCAUGUUCAAGAUCGAUUUCCACGAAUACUACGCCCUUCUCGAGCGCGCAAUUGUUCAUUUGCUGGGCGUCUUCAACAUCACCGUUUCCUCUCGCGCGCGCGGUUUCACAUCCGGAUCUGUACACCGAUACCAUGCAAACGUGCUGCAUGCCCUUGAGCAAGAGACGUCGCCGUUAACGCCGAUUCUGGGAUCCGGGAGGGUCUACGCGUUGUUAAGGAAGGCGAAGGAGUUGAGGAAUAGGUGGAAGACCGCGGAUAUGACGGUGGAAGAGAGGGAGAAUGAUCCUUGGGAGAGGAAGGAGGUGGUGCCGUUGAAGGAAUUUGAUUUUGAGGAUAUUCUUUCAGGAAUUUUUGCGGGAUUGGAGGAGGCUUAUGUUAGAGCAAGAGAGCAUGUCGAACUUUGUAGGAGGCCUGGGGAAGGGGUCAAUGAGGAAGGGGCCGAGGAGGAUUGGACGUUCAUGGUUGAGGCUAUGGAUUGGGAAGCUGUCUAG
Penicillium maclennaniae is the source of this 849-nucleotide messenger RNA. RefSeq lists its product as uncharacterized. The record is from RefSeq and is a predicted model, not a curated record. NCBI's taxonomy places the organism in Eukaryota, Fungi, Ascomycota, Eurotiomycetes, Eurotiales, Aspergillaceae. The transcript has 2 exons. Bases 1 to 849 code for a protein of 282 amino acids.